CGUCAACAUGUUUGGUAAAAUCGCGAUCCUCAAUGCUCUCGUGAGCGCCGUGUCUGCUGGCACCAUCAUCUGGGAUGGCCGCUUCAACGACAUGACCUCGUCCGCCGACCUCAACAAGUGGUCAUGGGCGAACCAGGUCGGACCAUACCAAUACUACAUCCACGGCUCCGGCAGCGUCGACAAAUACGUCAACCUCGCCUCGUCGUACAAGAACCCGGCCGACGCGGGCAGCGCGCAAGGCGCCAAAAUCACAAUCGACAGCACCGCAAAGUGGAACUCGGAUAUGUGGAGGACGGAGCUCAUCCCCCAGACCAAAGCCGGCAUCAACCAGGGCACCGUGUACUACCACUUCUCCAUGAAGCGCGGCACCACCAACGUCCCCAGCGCGACCAACGAGCACCAGAUCAACUUCUUCGAGAGCCACUUCACCGAGAUGAAGUAUGGCUGGGUGAAUGGCGAGCAGGGGACCAGCAACACGAACUUGCAGUGGUUCGUGGGCGGCCAGAGCAAGUGGAAGGUUGAACUUGCCGCGGACGUAUGGCACAACGUUGCCUACGAGAUUAACUUCAGCUCUGGCUCGGUUACUUUCUGGCACUCCACUGGCUCGGACCCGCUCACCAAGACUGCUGGUCCUUUCUCCGCUAGCACUUCUUCCAACGGUGCGGACUGGCAUUUGGGUGUUCUCCGCCUGCCUCGCCAGGGUAAUGAUGGACAGGGUGCUGAGGAUUGGUUCUUCAGCGGUGUGUAUGUGGAAAGUGGGUCUUUGACUACUUCCGUGAGCAGCCCGGCAUAG
This is a messenger RNA of Periconia digitata, 793 nucleotides long. NCBI's taxonomy places the organism in Eukaryota, Fungi, Ascomycota, Dothideomycetes, Pleosporales, Periconiaceae. The record is from the annotation of a GenBank genome assembly.